UUUUGCCUGUGAGAUGUGUAUUGUGUCAAGGUGUUUACAAGACCUUACUUUCCGGUGCCUAUAGUUUUGCCAACAUAAGAAGUGUUGUUUUCUAGAGCAAAAAUUUCAGUCGUAUGGAAACCUACCUUAAGAUUGCCUUAAUAUGUCUUGUGAAAUAAUAGCAAAGGCCCUGGUAACGAGUUUGGCUCGUCGCGAGACUUUUAUUCUACCGCUCGCCAAUGUUUCUGCCUUGAUUACUUUGACAAUCAUUGAAUUGAAUCAAAACAAAACAUGGCGUCUUCAAGGGCAUCACAAAACUUCUGUGCAAAUUUUUCUCCGCCAAAAAUGAAAGACUUUGUUUUAACUGAAAGACUUGGUCAAGGUACUUAUGCUACUGUAUAUAAAGGGUACAAAAAAGGACGCGUACGUGAGGUUGUGGCAGUUAAAUGUAUAAAGAAAAGCUCUCUUAGUAAAACUUCCAGUGAAAAUUUAAUUCGUGAAAUAGAGAUUUUGAAAAGUUUAGACCAUGAUCAUAUAGUCAAACUAAAAGACUUCCAAUGGGAUGAUGAAAAUAUAUUUUUAAUAUUAGAAUAUUGCAGUGGAGGAGAUUUAUCUACAUAUAUCAGACGUUACAAAAAACUGCCUGAGCAAGUUGCACGAAAAUUUCUUAGACAGUUAGCACUGGCAUUACAAUACAUUAGAGCAAGAAAUAUUUCCCACAUGGACUUAAAACCUCAAAAUUUGCUUUUGGAAUCAAAAGAUAAUUUAGUGCUAAAAGUUGGAGACUUUGGUUUUGCACAGUACCUACUUGGGAAGGAAGGACAUGACAAUCUUCGUGGUUCACCUUUAUACAUGGCUGUAGAAAUGUUUUGCUCAGAAGCUUACGAUGCUUCUGUAGAUAUAUGGUCAACUGGUGUUAUAUUACAUGAAACAUUAUUUGGUUAUGCACCUUUUGCAUCUGGUACAUAUGAUGAAUUAGAGUUAAAAAUUCGUUCUAAUCAACCUAUCGUCAUACCUUCUCAGCCGAGAAUUUCACCACAAUGCAGAGAUUUACUUAUCAAAACAUUAAAAAGAGAUCCUAAAGAGAGAAUAAUAUUUGACAAAUUUUUUUGCCAUCCAUUUGUGGACUUAGAACAUGCCCCGAGACCUGAAUGUCUAAAUAAGGCAAUCUCAAUUGUAACUGAUGCAGUGAAGUAUGAUAAAGAAGAAGAAUAUGGAAAGGCAAUGGAGCUAUAUUGUACUGCAUUAGAAUACUUUUUACCUGCCAUAGAUUAUGAAAAAGAUACAGAAAAAAAAGCCGCCAUAAGGUUACGGGUAAAACAAUAUAUAAACAGAGCUGAGCAAUUAAAAUUUCUUCAAAAACAAGUCAAGAAAAAAAAAUUGGAGCGACGCUUGUCUAUCGAAACUUGUGCUGAAAGACUACCUGGAUUUACAGAGGUUUUGAAACAUGCCCAGCAAGCAGAACAAUUUGACGACAAUCGAGAAUAUGGUAAAGCUUUAAAUGAGUAUUACAUGGGAGUUGAGUUGUGUAUGAGUAUUUUAUCUACAGUUCCUAAAUCAAGUGAAACUCACACAAUUGUGAAGACUCAAGCUGAGCAAAUGAUGAUUCGUGCUGAGGAGUUAACUCGCUACAAAAAUAUUUUAAAUAAAGAAAACGAUAUGAAAUCAGUCAUUUCUUGUUGUAUUCAAUGAUUAUAAUGACUUUUUUGUUCUUGUUUAUGUUGUUAUAUCGAAUUAAAAACAAUUCUGAAACAUG
Molecule: messenger RNA, 1735 nt
Organism: Hydractinia symbiolongicarpus
Lineage: Eukaryota; Metazoa; Cnidaria; Hydrozoa; Anthoathecata; Hydractiniidae
Product: serine/threonine-protein kinase ULK3-like
Exons: 1
Coding region: 271-1671 (466 amino acids)
Biological process (GO): autophagy; autophagosome organization; peptidyl-serine phosphorylation
Cellular component (GO): autophagosome; cytoplasm
Molecular function (GO): ATP binding; protein serine/threonine kinase activity
Source: RefSeq, a predicted model, not a curated record